This is a messenger RNA of Morone saxatilis (striped sea-bass), 2310 nucleotides long. RefSeq names its product transmembrane protein 30C (gene cdc50c). The record is from RefSeq and is a predicted model, not a curated record. Lineage: Eukaryota; Metazoa; Chordata; Actinopteri; Moronidae. Bases 179 to 1144 code for a protein of 321 amino acids. Gene Ontology annotation, biological process: phospholipid translocation. The transcript has 7 exons. Gene Ontology annotation, cellular component: plasma membrane; Golgi apparatus; endoplasmic reticulum.
ACCCUGCAAGGCCUGCUGGGAAAAUCUCUUGGCAAGUAGAGUUGUGUGUGUGCGUGCAGAGAGAUAUCGCUGAAAUAAAGAACAGGAAGAGAAGAUAGAGCAGCGCCGUCUCUGACACACUUUUUGGCUCUCCAGCUGUACAAGUUCCUCUUCUGUCCCCAACCGAAGGUCUCCCCUCAUGGGCAAAGUGAAGGGCAAGUCCGGGCCCUUGGCUCGGAGGCCGGACAACUCGGCUUUCAAACAGCAGAGGCUACCUGCCUGGUCUCCCAUGCUAACAGCUAACACUGUGCUGCCGUUCUUCUACUUUAUGGCUUCGAUAUGCAUGCUGCUGGGAGUAUGGCUGCUUCUCACAGUGCAGAGCACACAGGAAAUAAAGCUGGACUACACACUUCUGUUCCAGGGUGAUGUCUUUUUCUACUAUGGCCUCAAAAACUUUCACCAGAACCUCCGCAGAUACAUGGACUCCAGAGAUGAUGGACAGAUGGUUGGCAGGAAGAGAAACUUAAAGAACCCAAGUUCAUACUGCAGUCCGUUCACAAAAGACCAGAAUGGACUCCCCAUCGCCCCCUGUGGAGCUGUCGCCAACAGUAUCUUCAAUGACUCCUUCUCUCUGACGUAUCAUGACUCCAGGGGUUCAGUUAAAGUCCCUCUGCUGCGGGGGGGCAUCACCUGGUAUACGGACAAAAACGUCAAGUUCCGCAACCCAAAGACGGACAACUUGACGCUGGCUCAAGUGUUUGAAGGCACAGCCCGGCCUCUGUACUGGCAUAAGCCUGUGUACGAGCUCGAUCCCCUCGACCCGACCAACAAUGGCUUCAUCAACGAUGACCUGAUCGUGUGGAUGAGAGAGGCAGCCUUCCCCAACUUCAAGAAGCUCUAUGGGGUUUUAUACCGAGCCGACGAGCCCUUCACUAAGGGUCUGCCAGCAGGGAAUUACAGCAUCGGCAUAUCCUACAACUUCCCUGUGCAGUACUUCCGAGGCAGAAAGGAAGUGGUGCUGACCACACUGACCUGGUUUGGAGGUCAGAACCAUUUCCUGCCCAUUGCGUACCUAGUAACCAGCAGCCUGAUCCUACUGAUAGCAGUCAUCCUCACGGUGUUUUGGUGGAAGUUUGGAAAGAAUGGGAAGAACAUGGAGCAAUAAAGGGUGAAAACGUGCUUUGGGAUGGUAAAAAAAAAAAAAGACAAGCAGCUGAGAAGUGGUAAUUUGUUGUGCUGCUCUUAGAUCAUCGCCGACAAGAACAUUGACGCAAGCAAAUGAUUAAGGAAAAGAUACUCAUUUGGUACAAUCCCACAGCAGCAUGUGUUGGGAAACCAAUGAAGAAUUAGGUUUGACAUCUGGAAAAUUACGUUCCCUAUCAACUAAAUGACCCACAUGUGUUAUGGCUUUUAUUGGGAUGAUGUUGCUCUGAACAACCCACUGAAGGCAGGGUGUGUUAGCUCAGGCUUCAAGCUUUCUUUACAUGUUGAUUUUACUUGAUGCAUUUUUUUUUUCAUACACACCAUUUUGUUCAUGUACUGUUAAUAUUUAUUAUAAUAAUUGUGUAACAUCACAAAAACAGCCACUAUGGUUGAAUAACGAAUAACUACACUGUAAAAAGUGUAUAAUAAAAUACAGACAAACCCUGUAAAGCUGAUUCUGAAGAUUAAAUAAAGAUAUAAUGUACUUUUUAAUUACAGCAUACUUAAGGUUAGCCAGUGCAGCUAGUAUUGUUCCAAUGUUCAUGUUCCUAUAUGGACCCACAGAUGCUAAGAAUGAUGCUAUUAUACAUUGUAAGACAGCCAAGCUCUGUGAGGCUGUAUUUAGGCACAGAAGUGCUUUGAACUAAAUGCUAACAUACUGAGCAGCAAUAUUGUUCACCGGUUUAGUGUGUUAGCAUGGUAACAUUUGUGAGUUAGCGCUCUACACAAAGUGCAGCUAAGGCUGAUGGGAAAGUCACUGGUUUGUAGGCAUGCAGUCACAGAUUGAAAUCAGGGAAUUACCAAAAUGAUUUAAAUUCAUCCCGAGGUGGACGUGAAUGUGUGUAAAUGUGUGAAACCAUGAAUGUCUGUCCAAAACUCCAUCCAGCUGAGAUAUGUCAGUCUGGACCAGCUGACCAAAAGACUAAAAUUCAUCAUCUUAAGAACUGAUUGAGGAAAAGAUGCUUUAUUAUCAAACUAUAACUUUCUGUGCUUGAAUUAGAACUGUGAAAUCUGUAAAUGUCAGUCAGCUACAUGUAUGUGCAUACACAGACUGUGUAGUCUCUUAUGGUUUACAAUAUUUUGUUGUUUGGAUGACCGCUAAAGAUUGUAAUAAAACAUUUUCCUUUU